AUGAGCUGUUCACCAGAACAAGUGGGCAUCAAGGAUCCUGGACCAGACCCCAACCGGAAACGCACGUUUAACGAUGAUUCCAAAGAGCUAAAUGGCGUCGAAAUCAAGCGCAGAACUGUCAAAGACGAAGAACAUUCGCUACCGCCAGUUUCAGCCGCUGUAAAAGCAACACCAAAUGCGACUGCAAUCAAUCCUGGGCAAAAACAUGGUGUCAACAGCAGCGCCGAUAAAAGUGACUCCAGUGAAGCAAAAGUGGGCAUCACAGGACCCACAGGUCAUCGACCCGUGACUUCCUGUACGCAUUGUAGACAACACAAGAUCAAAUGUAAUGCCAGCGAGAAAUUUCCGAACCCGUGUUCUCGAUGUGAGAGAAUGGGACUGAAGUGCGAGAUUGAUCCACGGUUUAGGCCGAAGAAAGGAUCGCAACUUCAAAGUUUACGCAGCGAUGUGGAAGAGUUAAAAUUGAAAGUGAAGUGUCUGGCGUACAACGAACGGCUUAUCGCCUACGCCUUAGGAAAAAGUGAGUGGGGCCGAGACCUUUUGCAGCGUGUCAAAAACGCCUCACAAUCUGCCGGCAAAACUGGAGACAGCGUCUUGAAGAAUGAUUCAUCUCCUCAAAUAGCGGCCAGUUCCUGCUCAGCUGGGGAACCCACGGUCAUUCAAUCGGCUGGUCCGAAUGCUUCCAACCAAGUGGAGCCCCCGACAGGCGAAGGGCUACAUAGAGCUCAUAUCAGCGUUGAUCCUGCUGUGCUCAACGAUAAAUCCCUUCCAAGGGUUUUAAGAAUCGCCCUCAAGAGACGUGCAUCCAAAUAUACCCCUUCUCCUGCUAACUCAACGGAUGCUACAAGUCCGGCGCUGACUCCUGACAAUAAUGGUACGGAAAUCCCAUUGAAAGGAAGAGAGCAUGUUGUGGCCACAACAAGCGCUAUGCAGCCUUUACCGUCGCCACAGGCCAGUGUUGACGAAUUCAUACUGGGCGAUGUCAAAAUAUCUCUUGAAAAGGCAAACGAGUUGCAUCGAGUUUUCGUCGAAUCAUUUUUGCCAUACUUCCCGAUAAUGUACUCUAAUACAGCUUUAGAGCUGUAUUCACAGUCUCAUUUACUGUUUUGGACCGUGAUGCUCACGGCAUGUCUAUCAGAGCCCGAACCUUCGCUUUAUAAUCGGUUGGCAUCAUUAAUCAAGCAAUUAGCAAUCGAAACCUGUUGGAUACGGACGCCGCGGUCAACUCAUAUAUCACAAGCGUUAUUGAUACUCUGCACUUGGCCUUUACCGAAUCAAAAAGUUCUAGACGACUGUUCUUAUCGAUUCGUGGGACUUGCAAAAUCGCUUUCUUUUCAACUGGGUCUGCAUCGAGGUAAAUUUAUGUCAGAGUUUACAAGGACUCAAACAUCGAUGCCCAAUGCAGAGAAGUGGCGUACGCGCACAUGGCUAGGCAUUUUCUUUGCUGAACAAUGCUGGGCCAGUAUUCUAGGUCUACCACCCACUUCCCAAAAUGAUCAUUUGAUUGAACUAGCCCGUCUCCGGGAGGAUGAAAGUGCAGUGCCUAGCAGAUUUAGGCAAUUGAUAUGCCUGGCUAACUUCCAGUCCACACUGUGUGAAACAAUGGGCUCGAGUGUAACGACGCCCGACGGCUUGCUAGACGCACAAGAGAGGGGCGGUGCGCUAGAGUCACUAAGAGUAGAACUGGCAAGAUUACAAGCAAAAUUGAAGUUCGAACAAGACACUGUGAUUGAAAUGUAUUUUCUCUACGUUAAACUCAUGAUUUGCUGCUUCGCCUUCCUUCCAGGCACCCCAGCGGAGCAUCAAAAAAAGUAUGUCGAUGACGCCUACUUGAGUGCAACAAAGGUGGUUACUCUUCUUGUAAAACUUUUAGAGACCACCAAUUUGAUUCAGCUUCCAAUCUAUGUCCGCCAAAGCGUCACAUAUUCAGCUUUGAUUCUGUUCAAGCUUCAAUCAACACCAUGGAUGCCGGAAAAAUUCGUGGACUCUGCUCGUCAAUCAGUCGUAACGGUGCACCGGCUGUACAGGAAUCAGCUCACGGCAUGGACUGCCAGUGUGGAGAAUGACAUAUCAAGGACAGCUAGCGUGCUUGAAAAAUUGAACUUCGUACUCAUCACACAACCGGAAAUAUUUAUGGAGAGCAAGGGAAUCAUCACUCGCAUGAGAUCUCAUUUGACUGGUACCUUGUUUUAUGAUCUUGUAUGGUGCAUUCACGAGGCUCGCAGGCGCCAGGCAGACCCAAAUUAUAAAAAAGAAGACAAAGAUCAAGAUCAGACAGGAACUGAAGCAGAAUCAAAACGAACUGAAGGAAAGGAUGGUCAGAGUUACAGGAAAAGAUUGUGUCCUUUACCAUUUUAUGAUCAAAUUUACAAAGAAGAUUUCGAAACCAUUACACAGACAACUCCCGGGGGUACUACUGUCACCACCUUAAUUCCGACGCAAACAGCGAUUCAAGAGGCAAAACGAUUGGCUAAUAGUCAAGGGGGCAAAAAGGGCCCUAUCAAGUACAUCAAUGGAAUUCCAAUUUCAGUUUUAGAAGAAACCGGAAGCAUGAAUUCAGACGCCGCGCAUUGGGUGGGAGAUGAAUCUUUAAAUGUUGCUGCACCCAUACGUCCUGUCACGCCCAGUAGCGUAAUCAAAACGAGUGCCACUGCAGAAGAUAUAUACCCGAAAUCCCCAUCUCUUUUUGCGCAGUCGAUGCAACGGUCGGCCAGCACUCCUGUCGCGGCAGAAAUACUAGGUCGCGGCCGAAUUCCCACAAGCACGUCUCCACCUCCGGUUCUAGAAACUACACACUCGUUAUUUGCUGUGAACAAUUCAAAUGUACCUAAUGCCAACGCACAAAGCUUAUCGCUUGGGAGACAGGUAAUACCGGAAUUUAUCGCACCCGCUUCUCCGUUGCUGACCUCGAACUCUUAUUCAAGUCUGAACGUGUUUUUGAGUGCGGAAAAUAAUAUGAAUAACGGCACUAAUUCUGGCAGCCUUUCGCAAGGGCUGAACAAGCAAUCGUCAGAGCUUAAUACAUUUUUCCAAACGCAGAGCGCUGGCUGGAUGGAGCAAAAUUCGGCCAACGAUGAUGACAUUUUGGGUUGGUUCGAUAUAAACAUGGCGCCUGAAUUUUAA
Lachancea sp. 'fantastica' is the source of this 3123-nucleotide messenger RNA. The record is from the annotation of a GenBank genome assembly. Lineage: Eukaryota; Fungi; Ascomycota; Saccharomycetes; Saccharomycetales; Saccharomycetaceae.